Molecule: messenger RNA, 1752 nt
Organism: Glarea lozoyensis ATCC 20868
Lineage: Eukaryota; Fungi; Ascomycota; Leotiomycetes; Helotiales; Helotiaceae
Product: alpha/beta-Hydrolase
Exons: 4
Coding region: 1-1752 (583 amino acids)
Source: RefSeq, a predicted model, not a curated record
AUGAAUAUUGAAUACCUUUUAUUACAUUUUUGUUAUGUGGUCGUCGUUAUCAGCGCUGCUGUUGGUCGGUCAUUACCGACGGUAGAUUUGGGUUACGCCAUUCAUCAAGGCACAAUCAACUCUACAGGGUCAUAUUACAAUUUCUCGAAUAUUAGAUACGGUCAAGCACCAGUCGGGCCUCUGCGGUUUUCCGCUCCUCUCGCUCCUGAAGGCCGCAACACCACGAUAAAUGAUGGACAGCGAGCAGUCAUCUGUCCUCAAGCAGACCCAUUCUGGUUAUCGAAUCAAUUGCAAUUUUUCACCUCGCUCCUAACUGGCCAGGACGUCACGAGGUUCAUAUUUCCGCCAGCAUCGAAUGGAACAACUAAUUUCAACAUUUCGUCUCUUCCACAGCCCAGCUCCGAGACCUCAGAAGACUGCCUGUUCCUUGACGUUAUAGUCCCCGAAUCCAUUUUCAAAACCGGUCAAGAAUUUGGAAGCGAUCGAGGUCCCUGGAGUGUGGAAUGUGAGGUCGGAAAACCAUGUCGGGAGCGAUCAACUCAAGGUGCACCUGUGAUGGUUCAAAUAUAUGGCGGUGGAUAUACCGCAGGAGACAAAGUUAGUGUAGGAAACCCAGCUGGCUUGAUCGCUAGGAGCGAAGAGAAUGGAAGCGAAGGUAUAAUCUAUGUCGCUUUGAAUUAUCGUCUAGGUCUUUUCGGAUGGCUUUCCGGAGAUCCAGAUGUAACUGCAAACGCGGGUCUUCUUGAUCAACGACUAGCGCUUGAUUGGGUGCAAAGCAAUAUCCAUCUCUUCGGUGGUGAUCCAAACCGUGUGACCGUUUUUGGAGAAUCAGCCGGCGCAGGAUCAAUCAUGCAUCAUAUCACUUCAUAUGGUGGUAAAGGAAGUGUGCCUUUCCAGCAAGCAAUUCCCCAAUCACCCGGGUUCUUUCCCUAUACCCCAAGCGAGACCACCGACAUCUUCUCAAGCGUUUUGGGCAAUGCCUCCUUGAUUGUCCAGAAGACAGUCAACACUACCGACGAACUCCGGGCUUUGUCUUUCGAAAACUUGUACAACCUCAACUCGCUAGUCGUGGGCCAGUCACCCUACGGACAGUUCACAUUUGGACCUGUGGUCGACGCUUCACCUGAUUCUUAUGUCCCGGAUCUUCCAGGUCGUCUUCUUGCUGAAGGUAAAUUUCACAAGGUUCCCGUGCUGGUAGGUCACAACACCAACGAAGGAUUGUUGUUCACUCCGCCGUUCGUUCAAACUCAAGACAACUUCACAUCAUUCUUAGCCCAGGCUCUCCCUACUACAACGGUGGAGCAGCGCGAGGAUCUUGCGACGGAGCUAUACCCUGCUGUGUAUAACGGCACGUACGGUUACUCAAUUCCAAUUUAUAGGACAGCUCUAGCAAUCAGUGACCUAGCAUUUACCUGCAAUGCUUAUUGGCUACGAAGAACCAUGAAAACGAGCUAUGGAUAUCUAUUCUCGGUACCACCAGGGUUACACGGCCAAGAUAUUCCAUUCACGUUUUUCAAUGGAGACACGAGUACGCUCAAUGACGGAGUGCCAGUAAACGAAACUGUUGCUAUCGGGCUACAGAGGUAUCUCACAUCCUUUGCAAUUACUGGGAUUCCGAAAGGAAUAGAGUUGUAUAGUGAAGCAGGCAAUGUGACGAACGUCAAUGUCACCGCUACGGGGACUCAACUUAGGGAUCCAGCGGCUCGAAGUCAAUGUGAGUUCUGGCAAGCCGCACCAUAUUACAUACAGUGA